Messenger RNA from Phytophthora sojae, 573 nucleotides. RefSeq lists its product as hypothetical. The coding region runs from base 1 to 573 and encodes 190 amino acids. NCBI's taxonomy places the organism in Eukaryota, Oomycota, Peronosporomycetes, Peronosporales, Peronosporaceae. The transcript has 2 exons. The record is from RefSeq and is a predicted model, not a curated record.
AUGCCCGGCACCGACGCCACGGACGACACAGACGGCAUGCCCAAGGCCAUCGACACGGACGACACAGACGACACUGACGACAUGGCCAAGGCCCCCGACAUGGACGACACGGACGGCAUGGCCAAGGCCCACGAAAUACCCGGCACGAACAGCACGCUCGGUGUCCUCCCCAAGCUCGGCUCACACGCCCGUGGUCCCCGACCAGCCCUGCGCGAGCAGCACGCUCGCGGACCCAGACCAUCACGGCACGGAUGGCAGACCGCGGCCCCCGAUCUGCUCGACACGGACCCCAUGCCUGCGGACCCAAAGCACCCCCAAUACGGACGGCACGGCCACGGCUUUGAUCAAGCCCAGAAUGGACUGCAUGCUCGCGGACCAGUCCGGCCCGGAGCGGAUCUCAUGCACGCGGCCACCGAUCAGCCCGACUCGGGCUGCAUGCCGAUUCUCUACUACAUCGACUUGGACAGUACGCUUGCAGUCCCCGCCAAGCCCGAUACCGAGCGCACGUUCGUUGCGAUCGACAACUUCGCCACUGACGGCACGCCCGCGCCCCACAUGGACAGCCUGUCGUAG